Belonocnema kinseyi is the source of this 1260-nucleotide messenger RNA. RefSeq names its product regucalcin-like. Gene Ontology annotation, molecular function: calcium ion binding; gluconolactonase activity. The record is from RefSeq and is a predicted model, not a curated record. Gene Ontology annotation, biological process: L-ascorbic acid biosynthetic process. The coding region runs from base 1 to 1260 and encodes 419 amino acids. NCBI's taxonomy places the organism in Eukaryota, Metazoa, Arthropoda, Insecta, Hymenoptera, Cynipidae. The transcript has 6 exons.
AUGGAUCCAAGCUUGUCACACAACUCACAAUACAUCUGGCCAAUCGGCAUGAAUCCCAGUUUGUCACAUGUCGUGCAACCAAGCUGGCCCUUCGGCGUGGAUCUUAGUUUGUCACACGGCAUGCAACACAACUCGCAACUCACCUCGCAACCCAGCUUGACACACGGCUCGCAACCCAAUCAGGAAUACUGGAAGGAAAUAAUUGUCAAAGAUUUGGGAUAUUCCGAGGUUGCUUUCUGGCAUAUUGACAAACUCUUCUACAUAGACUCCUAUGCAUCCAAACUCUGUGCUUAUGCAGCAAAGACCAGAGACACAACUUGCUGUACUAUAGGGCUAGGUCCCCUGUCUUUUGCUGUUCCUGUGUUAGGCUAUCCCAACGAAUUUGUGGUGGGUGUUGCUACUAGUAUCAUACUAAUUCUAUGGGAUACUUCCACAAGUUUUCAAUAUCCUUUUUAUUUCGUAUUGAAAUCCAAGGAGGGACUUCCUCCAGGUACCAGAUGGAAUUAUGGAAGUGUCGAUCAAAACAGCAAAAUAAUUAUAGGGACGACGAACGAUCUUCCGGACGCGCGUGAAGGCAAUUUGGGAAGUGUGUGGGCUUUUGGUCAGAAUAAGAAUCUUCUAUUAAAACUUGACAAUCUUAGUACGAUCACUGGUGGAUUCGCGUGGGGCCCGCGUCCCGUUAAAGAAAAGGCCGAAAAGACACCGCCUGUGAAAUUGUAUUUCGCCGAUACUGUAAAAGAUGAAGUCGUAACCUACGAAGUUCUGCAAAAUCGUGAUACAAAGAUUAAAUGCCAAAAAAAACUGUUUUACUUGCCAGAACAUGGCGUAAACGGCGAUCCGGGUCGUAUAGCAAUUGAUGAUAGAGGAUUUCUCUGGGUGCCACUUAUUGGAGGGCAUGGAGUCAUUGAAUUUAAUCCUGUUGCAAAAAAGACGAAUCGAAUCAUUAAGUUACCUGCAGCCAAAGUCGGAGCAUGUACUUUCGGAGGCCCUCACUUGGAUAUUUUAUAUGUAUCAACAAUAGGAUAUGAAUACAAAGAACCUCGUGAACAUCGUCCACAAGGCGAUCUAGGUGGUCAUAUUUUCGCUAUCCACGGUCUUAAAGUGAAGGGAAUACCGACAAGAGAGUUCACCGUUUUUCCCGAUGGACUACCUGAUCAAAUAUUAAGCUCUCGUGAGAUCAUUAAAAGGGAAAAGAUGUUGGUCGCUCGUCGUCAGAGCGGCAUCACUAGGAGGACUAAAGCUGCCCGAGUCGAAACAUAG